Messenger RNA from Dalotia coriaria, 1788 nucleotides. Its product is annotated as 4-pyridoxate dehydrogenase-like. Gene Ontology annotation, molecular function: oxidoreductase activity, acting on CH-OH group of donors; flavin adenine dinucleotide binding. NCBI's taxonomy places the organism in Eukaryota, Metazoa, Arthropoda, Insecta, Coleoptera, Staphylinidae. The record is from RefSeq and is a predicted model, not a curated record.
ACAAUGAUCCUGUUGCAAAUUCUCGCAGGUCUUUUGAAUUUUGCUGGGGAUUACAUAGAGGAUUUCGAGAGGACCCUACCGGAAACCCUAGAACUUCGAGAUACCUAUGAUUUCAUCAUCGUGGGGGCAGGAUCUGCGGGUUGUGUGAUAGCUAACAGGCUUACAGAGAACCCUGAUUGGACUGUGUUACUUAUAGAAGCAGGUUAUGAUUCUGAUUUGCUCAUGGAUAUACCCCUAAUGGCCCCUAUCCUGCAACUGACCUCAGCUAACUGGAACUACACCUCUGAACCAAGUGAUACUUAUUGUCUAGCAAUGACCAACCAUCAAUGUAGAUUACCUCGAGGUAAAAUAAUCGGAGGUUCAAGUGUCCUAAACUAUAUGAUCUUCACCAGAGGUAACAGAAGAGAUUAUGACAACUGGGCCAAAAUGGGUAACACUGAAUGGUCCUACGAAAAGGUCCUACCAUACUAAAAAUUAGAAACCUUUUCUGUACCAUCAAAAUAUAAAGAUUCUAGAUACAGAGGAUCAACAGGUCCCUUAGGAGUGAAAUACCCCAAUGGAAAGACUAAUAUAAGUAAGUCAAUAAUCAAAGCCAAUAUGGAAUAUGGUAUACCAUUGGUGGAGUACAAUGGUGAGACCCAAACAGGUGUCUCCUACCUCCAGGUGAAUCAAAAAGAUGGUUAUAGACAUAGUGUAUCCGAUGCGUAUCUACAACCAAUCAAAAACCGAUCUAAUUUACACUUGAUCAAACAAGCUGUUGUUCAGAAGGUGAUACUUGAUGGUACCCUGGCUAUAGGUGUGGUUUUUGAACGUAAGGAAAAAAAAUAUCAUAUCUAUGCCAGCAAGGAGGUUAUCUUGAGUGCUGGAGCGGUGGGUUCACCACAAAUUUUGAUGUUAUCAGGUAUAGGUCCUGAGAAACACCUGAAAAAUCUUAAUAUUCCUGUUGUGAAGAAUUUACCAGUUGGUAAGAACCUCAUGGAUCACAUAGCGACAAGUUUGACCUUUAGGUUCAACCAAGACCUGCACUACUCAAUAAAAGUUACUAGAGCCUUAGCGGCAAUACCAAGUUAUUUGGAUAGUCAUGAUGGGAUCCUGAACAUACCAGGUGGUUGUGAGGUGGUGACCUUCUAUGACUCAACAGAUCCUAAAACCCAGAUGGUUAUCCUGAUAUUGAAUUGUUAUACAUCUCAAGUCAACUUACAAGCGCAAUUUAUAACAGAUAUUUUUGGGAUAGAAGAGAAACAUAUCAAAGAUUAUGUCCCUUUGAAUUCAGAGGGUUUCACGGUAUUCCCCAUGUUGUUAAGACCCAAAAGUAGAGGGUAUGUCCAAUUAAGAGACACUGACCCAAAUUCACAUCCCAUUAUAGUCCCCAAUUACCUCUCACAUCCUGAUGAUGUUAAGACAAUGAUCAAGGGUAUCAAACUUGCAAUGAAGAUCAUGGGUCAAAAGUCCCUGAAGAAGAAACUCAAUGUAAAACUGCUUAAAGUUUUAUCCAAAGAAUGUCCCUUUCCCUGGAGGAGGAAGAGGAUAAAUAUUUCGAGUGUCUUGCAAGGUACUACACUAUAGAUAUACCAUCAAUCAGGGACCUGUAGAAUGGGUCCCAAAGAAGAUGAAAGAAGUGUGGUGGAUCAAAGGUUGAGAGUGCAUGGUAUCAAAGGUUUGAGGGUUGCAGAUGCUUCGAUUAUACCGGAAAUCAUGGCAGGGCAUACAAAUGGACCAGUUGUUAUGAUUGCAGAGAGGGUUUCAGAUAUGAUCAAAGAAGGCUAUGGCUUUAAAGGUUCUGAAUGA